Adineta ricciae is the source of this 1536-nucleotide messenger RNA. NCBI's taxonomy places the organism in Eukaryota, Metazoa, Rotifera, Eurotatoria, Adinetida, Adinetidae. The record is from the annotation of a GenBank genome assembly.
AUGAAACGACUAGCGGAUUAUGCUAACAUUCAACAUUUAUACCCUAUCGUCGCUUUUACAAAUUAUCUCAUUGAAAAGUUUAAUCAUCGUAUCAAACGAAAUGAAGCUUCCGAAACACCAAUCGCUUACUAUCUAACACACGGUACUGAUUGUGAGACGAUGAAUGCACUAUAUAAAGGCUUUGUUCAUGGAUGGUAUCAUCUUAAUUUCACUGAAGUGCGCUACGGUUGUCAAACGGCAAACUUCGAAUUACCAAAAGCAGAAGAAGAUUUUGCUACACAUACUAAAUUAGCGAUGGUCUUAUUGAAUACGACCAAAGACAAUAGUAGCAUCCUUUUGGCUGGAUGUUUACGAACUAUUGCUGAAUUACAGAAUGAAAUUGUUCACUUUUUUCAUAAUCGAAUUCUUAACGACGGUAACAAUAAUCGCUAUCAAGAAAAUAGUAUACCAAUACAAUCCAUUCGACCAGAACACACCUUGUAUCUGGAUGAGAAUAUUAUUAGCACCAAACUGAUUACCGAUGGAUUCACUCUUAAUUAUCAAUAUGGAAAAAGUCAAGACAUCAUCUAUGACUUUGAAGAGAUUGAAUUAUUUUUAAGAAAUAUGAUUGGCUGUUUACCGUUGAUUGAUACUGAAAAAUUACGCUUUCUGAACUAUCAAUUUGAACUCUAUAGCGAAAAUACAGCAUUGAUCAACGAUGUUCGUCGACGUAUUAAACAAGAACCUCUCAAAGAAAACGAUCGAAUGAAAUAUAAGAAUCUGAUUAAUAGUAUGCAAAAUGAUGACAUGCUUCAUUAUCUUGGAUCACUUGAUUAUGUUUUCACUUAUUUACGUAAUAUGGACGAUGGGACAGCUGACGAAUCAAUGACAAUUCAAACAUUUGUAGAGAAACAUAUUCGUACAAGUGCUUGUCUCAAUGAUCAUGUUCUUCAACGGCCCCCGUUUGCUACGAUACGUCUCGAAUAUAUUAUCGAUCUGUAUGAAUUAAUCGAAGAGAGUGUUUUUGAUCAUGUUGUACGUCAUUAUGUCAAACGAACGUUAACUGAAGAGUCAUUUGAUGUUGAUGAACGAAUCGCUCUGGUUAAACAAUUUAGUCAGAUGACGUUUAAGAAAGAAACAAUUGCACUUUCACUUCGAGACAUUCAUGUAUGGAUUGCAAUGCUCAAACGUUUAAUGGUACGUGUCCUAUCGAAUACCAACGUUGCUCUCGAUGUGCCAAUACAAAUUUACCUCGAACGAACAGAUUUGUGGACUGGAAAUAUCACCGAAGGUGAUAUACAAACAUUUGAGGUUACUGAGCAAAUACUUCUGCAACACACUUACGUUAUUUUGAAAGGAUUAGAAACUGAACGAGACAAAAGUCUCUUAGUAAAUCAUUCGGACCAGCAGACACCGCCUCAAACCGAUCGUUUACAAAGUUCUGAAACACAACUGAUCAGAGCACAAACGUGGCAUAACGACAAGAUUAGUGAUGUCCGUACCACAAUACGAGUGAUAAAACCAGAUCAAAAUCCCGGCAAGAAGAGACGUGUAUAA